AUGGCGCCCUUGACCAGUUCAGCAAUCAACAAGGGCAAGAAGCUCGCUCCCAAAGCUGCUGUCGCCCGUCGUCGCCCUGCUGCUUCUCAACCCGCCGCUGCCACUCAGCCCUCUCAGUCCCCUCAACUUGCGCAAUCUACUUCUGCUCCCGCAUCUGAAACCCCGACUGCCCCCGAUACUGCUGCUGGCGCUGCACAACCAGAAGCAUCUUCAGCCCAGACUGAGCGCUCUGUUUCGACUGCUCCUCUACCUACCCCUCCCGCAACUCAGCAAGCACCAACAACUCAGCCUGCCAAUGUCGUCGCUCAGCAAUCCGUCAGACAGCCUACACCACCUCCGUCAGCAUCUCUGCCACACCAUGUAGAACCAUCACCUCUAUCUCUUGCUCAGUCUGAUGCCUCGCACCACCAUCCAAUUACUUCUCCCUCUCCGCAACCUCUAGUCGCUUCUACUCUACCUGUAACUCAACCCGAACAACGACAACCUAAUCCUGCUACAAAUGAUGCCUCCUCUCAUGUUCAGCAGUCGCCUAUACACGGUCCGCCUUCUCCCAACCAGCUGGCUGGUCAGAAACGAAAGCGCCCCACUCCUCCGCCCGCAGCCCCAUCCGUCGAACCUACUGUUCACCAACCUUCACCCCCAGGCACUUCCCGGCAAGCGCAUCCCACACAAGCAUCUGACCCUGAAGCCACCUUGAUCAACACUCUUAUCAAUAAUCAGGAACAACCUCGAGCCCCCGUAGCUCAGAUGCUGCCACCCACCAAUACACCUGCAACAGCCUCGAAACCUCGCGCAAAGAGACAGAGAAAGACUGCUACUACCACAGAACCAUCAGGCGAGGCGGACGACUCUACUCAAGCCGUGGAAGGUGCCCAGGAAAACGACUCGAACACGACAUCCGCUGCGAAGCCACAGAAGCCUCGAGCUACAAGAGCCAAGCGCCAACCAAAAUCGGCGGCAACAGUCGUGGAUGACGAAAAUGGAAAUGCCAUCGCGACAGAAGAUCCCGCUCCUCGUCCGGUUCCCAAGCCAAGAAAACCUCGCCAAAAGAAAAAGUCACCACAGCAAGAAGGACCAACUGGCCAGGAAGAAAUCGAAGAUCCAGAAAAUCACGAGAUUGAUGUUGCGGAAACAACGAUGCUUGAACUCACCAAGGACAGAGGUCUGGGCAAAGUAUCAGAAAGAGAAACUAAGAUGGCCGCUAUAGACUGGGAUCAGGUGCACAGAAAGAGAGUGGCAGAAGCAGAAGCUAUUCGGGCUGGUAUAGACCCUGCUACAUUGAGCAAUCAGCCGACCGAGAAUACUGAAGCUGGUGAUGGAGGUGAGGGCGAGAACACUGAAGAAACACCUCGACCAGCACCUAGCGCGAAUGGACCUCGACUACGCAUCGAUGCCGAAGGCAACCUGGUUGUGGACGAAGACAGUUUGCGGAUUGAUCGCCAAGCUCAGGCUGAGCGAAACGCCGAAAACCUGGUCGUGACUGAAAAUGACGAUUUGACCAAACGUGUCAACCAGAUGAGCUGGAUCAACGAACGUCGACGCGAUCCUACGGACCGCGUGCCUUUCUUCAAAAUGAAGUCUGAUCCCUGGAGUGACGAGGAGACAGAUCGUUUCUACGAGGCUCUCCGUAUGUUUGGCACGGACUUCUUUAUCAUCUCCAAAAUGUUCGCACCCAAGACUCGUCGUCAGAUUAAGCUGAAAUUUAUUCGCGAAGAACGACUGGAUCCCGAUCGCGUGAACCGUGCCUUGGCUGGUGACGCAGUUCCUAUGAAUCUCGAAUCAUUCGCAGAGGCUACUGGUCAGGAGCUCGGCGGGUUCAAGGAUCCACGCGAAUUGGAAGAGGAACUGAGGGUCGAGGGAGAAGAGCAGCGUGUAGAGAUUGCUCGCAAGAAGAAAGAGAUGGAAGAGGCCAAGGAACAAAGAGAUAUUCAAAUGGCUGCUAGAGAAAAGGAGCAGGAAGAACGUGCAGCACAGAGACGCGAGAAAGCUGCCAUGCGUCAAAACAGGCGCAGAGGAAUCUUCGGCACUGGUACUUUCUGA
Messenger RNA from Aureobasidium melanogenum CBS 110374, 2040 nucleotides. RefSeq lists its product as uncharacterized. The transcript is spliced from 2 exons. Lineage: Eukaryota; Fungi; Ascomycota; Dothideomycetes; Dothideales; Saccotheciaceae. Gene Ontology annotation, molecular function: TFIIIC-class transcription factor complex binding. Bases 1 to 2040 code for a protein of 679 amino acids. Gene Ontology annotation, biological process: RNA polymerase III preinitiation complex assembly. The record is from RefSeq and is a predicted model, not a curated record. Gene Ontology annotation, cellular component: transcription factor TFIIIB complex.